UUGCGUACAUUCAAGAUUAAACGUAAGGAUUAGACGAUACACAAUUUCUACUGCGGAUAUUUUUGUAUUUCAAAAGUUAAAAUAUGCGAAUUAAACAUUUUUACUUCAAUUAUUGAUAACAAAUUUAAACGAAUAAGAUACUGAUUGUCUAAAAAAUAGACACAUGUAUGUAUGAAAUUGAUUUCUUUUAAAAAAAAUAUAUAUAUACAAUUUUAAUUCAAUUUUUGUGAACAUAGUGAUCUCUAAUUUUAAACCGUAGAGUAUGCGGGUAUUCAGAACUGUUUUGUUUGUUUUCUGUACAUAGGAACAAUGGAAUGUGCAAGCACGUUAGAAGGAAAUCUUAAUCAAAUAUUUUUUGUGGAUAAACCAAACCCUUUCUUACAACAUGAAAGGACCUAUUGGGGAUUUACUGUGAACGAUGUAACUGUUGACAGUUUAAAAAUCGUUGGUAUUGCAUCAUGCUGUGGGAGAACUGAUAUUAUAGACCGGUUAUUAAGACAUACCAACCAAUUAAAUACUCAUGAAAGUGAAAAAUUCACAGUACUUCAUUACGCAAGUUAUUUAGGAAGCAAGAACAUUGUAGAAUAUAUUGUAAAAGCCGGAACUGACAUCAACGCUCAGUCUGCGAAAGGAGAUACAGCGCUUCAUUUCGCUACAAUACAAGGCCAUUAUGAAAUUGUUCAAAUAUUAAUCGAAAAUGGUGCUGAAUGCAACAUUCAAAACAAGAAAGGAUGGUCUGCUCCUAUGCUUGCCACCCCAAUUCAAGGAAAUGAUUGUCUUUAUGAACUUAUUAAAGCUGGUUUAGAUGUUAAUUUGCAAGAUAAAGAGGGAAAAGCUGCACUGCAUUAUGCAUCUUUGUCUAAGGGUUCAGAAAAAGUUAAAGCCUUGAUAGAAGCAGGCGCUGACAUUAACAUAUUAAGUAAUGCUGGUGAUACUGCUUUACAUCAUGCUGCUUUGAUUGGGUCCAACAGAUCUGUAAAUAAGCUUAUCCAAAGUGGUGUUGGAAUAAACACAGAAAAUCAUUUUGGACAAACGGCAUUGCAUCUCAGUUUGCGUCAGUAUAAUUUUGAAGUAUUUGAAACUUUGUUGAUCAAUCAGGCUUCUAUUUGUAUAAGGGACAAAGAAGAAUAUGAUCCAUUGAGGUACAUGUAUAAUAAUGAAAGUGCCUUAUUACAAAUAUUCAAACUACAUCAUUACCUACAAUCGUAUACAGAUGUCUACGGAAAUACAAUAUUACACUUGCUUGUAGAAAAUUUCCGGCAGGCGGGACCAUUUCAAGAAAUCUGGUCUUAUAUUAUAUAUAAUUACACAGAAUUUUCCAUUUAUCUUCCAAAACAAAACAUGUUUGGACAAACAAUUUUACACAUUGCUGCAACAAAAUAUAAAAAAGGCAAUGUCCUACUCCAAAUGAUAUUUUCAUUUUUCGAACAAUACAUACAGAACGUGUUGCUGUUACACGAUGAAAAUGGGAACACAUUUUUGCAUCAAAUUUUGAAUGCAACACUAUUUCAAGUCACCUUUUCUGAUUUUUUACCAUAUUUAGAAAAUGAAACAGUAAAACAGAAGCUCCUGGCGUCCAGAAAUUAUGUUGGAAAUACACUGCUACAUGUCGCUUAUAUUGUGGAGGAUUUACAGAUAGUUGAUUCGGUUGAAACAUGCUCUGUUCUUGAAAUUGUAGGAGCAUCAAUCAAUGCUCAAAACAAUCUUGGAGAGACUGGGUUUCAACGUCUCAUAUAUUUUCAUAAGAGAUAUCCUGAAUUGAUUAGAGCUGUAAUGGAAAAGGGACCGGAAAUAAACGUUCAAAAUAUUUUCGGAGAGACUGAGCUUUUUGUAAUUUCCGACGGUUACAGUAGAUUAGCAAUUAAAGAUAUCAAACUUCUUUCCAACUUGAAAAGUAAUAUCACAUUCUGUAACAGAAUUGGACAAACCAUGAUAAUGGCACAUCCAUACAAUUGGUUUUCAUGGAUUUCAAAAUUAAAAAGCAAAGCGCAUUUAAAUAAACAGGACAUAUUUAAAAAUAAUGUUUUGCAUUAUAUUGCAUGCGAUGAAGAAAUUGAAAAACUGUUCUCUACUUACGAUGUUGAAGAAAAUGUACUGGAAUUUAUCUCCACAAUUUCUGUCAAUGAAGAUAAACUUGGCCAGCUUCCAUGCGAUGUAGCUUUAUUGAGAGGACACAUCAAUAUUCUUGAGCAUAUUUGUGUCUGCAAAAAUGGAGUUCAUAAAAAGAAACCUAUUUUCUUUCAGAGGUUCUUAGAAAUAAAUGCAAUUAAGCAAAGAAACCAAUCAUUUGAAAACUGUGUUCGAAGUCUGUCUGGGUAUUGUACAGAAAGAACCAUAGAAAAUAUCAUUAGCGAACCUUUUAUAGGACUGAUUCAAUUUAAAAAAGAUAAAAAUGAUACAGAUGUGGACAGUUUCGACAAAGAAGCAACAGAAGUUAAAAAUGCGAUAGAGCAUAUUGUACAAAAAAUAUGUACCAGACUCAGUGAAAAGGAAAAAUUGUUUGCAAAUAAAGUAAUUUUAUCAGGCAGUGUAGGUGAAGAUACGAAAGUUGGAUUACCGAAUGAAUUUGAUUUCAUAUGCUUGCUGGUUGAAAUGUCAAAUUGGCUUGUUAUAGAAGAAAGUGAAGGCAAUGAUGUUCAAGUGAAGCUUAAAAAAAAGUACAGACAUGGUAAAUGUAGUCGCUUCUUUAACUCACACAGUUUUAAAGAUAUUAACGACCGGUUCUACGCCAUCAUUACUGAAAUUUUGCAAGAACCUGACAUAUAUUCUCAUCAAAACUUAUUCCGUAAAAGUCUCACAUUAUUAGCACCUAGGGGCGGACCAAAUUUUACAUUGAGAUUCAAAUGGUGUGGCUGUAAAUAUAAAAACAUGACAGUGAAAGUUGAUCUUGUUCCUGCUUUCCAAAUUCCCCAUGAGACAAAAUUGUUUUCUUCAAACUUCAACCUUGUAAAAAACAAUAGCAAAUUUGUUAUGGGAAGGGAUACAUUUGAGAAUUCCACGACUCUAUGGUAUGUAUCAGCUGUAAAUGAAGAAAACGAACGAUAUGCAACACUUUCAUCAGAAGCAAAAAAAGCAUAUGUUAUAUCCAAGAUUUUAUGCAGCAAACGUGUUUGUCCAAUCGUUAUUUGUGAUGACACAAUAAAUGGAGGAAAAGAGGAAAUCGAAAAAUGUGGUGAUGUAAUUUCUAGCUAUAUGCUUAAAAACUGUUUAUUCUAUGUUGCUAAGGAAACACAAGGAAAUUCGAUUUCUAAUUUAUGUGUGCAUGAUUAUGUUUGUAGAAUUUUUCAGAAGCUUCUUCAAUUCUGCCGCCAGGAAACAUUACCGAUUUUUAUGUUUCAUAACAUUAAUUUGUUUAGAUAUCCUUUCAAGCGUGAAGAACGGAAAAAGAAACGCGUAAUCAUUGCUAUGUAUGCCAAAUUAAUUUUAAAUAUACUUGGAAAAUACUGUGAUUUUGACGAUAUAUAUUUAGAUUAUACUUCCGAUGAAUUUAAAAAUAGAAAGGUUCUGAAUCUUAUUGAAGACAAUAAUAUUUGUGCACAGUGUAAGAAAACCCCAGGGAGAGAUCGUGUCACUCUAAUAGCUUGUACCAAAUGUAAGCUCUGGACAUACUGCAGCGACACAUGUAAGAAUCGUAACCAUAAGCGACACAAACCAGCGUGUGAUUACCAUUAUAUGCUAGGUGUUUGUUAACUUUUGUGGUCGCAUAUUGUCCGUCGCCCGUUGUAUGUGUAUGUGUGCGUCAAUAAUUACAUGUCAAUUAGCAGUUUUGUUUUUGUUUUUUGUUUUUGUUGCUGUUUUUUUUUGUUUGAUUUGGACCAAACCUGCAUAAUUUCUAUUACGAGUAAAUCACUGUUUCUUUCUUUAAACGGCUAGCUUCCGUUUGCAGAAAGAAGAAAGGGCCUAAUAGUAAAUUACCUAAUAUGCAUGAUACAUUUUUAUUUAUACUUGGAUUUGAAUCAAACUUUUACAAAACUCGUAUUUCUAGUAGAUAUUGGUUCCUUGAUUGAAA
Molecule: messenger RNA, 4009 nt
Organism: Ruditapes philippinarum (Manila clam)
Lineage: Eukaryota; Metazoa; Mollusca; Bivalvia; Venerida; Veneridae
Exons: 1
Coding region: 310-3690 (1126 amino acids)
Biological process (GO): neuronal action potential; negative regulation of delayed rectifier potassium channel activity
Cellular component (GO): membrane; synapse; axon initial segment
Molecular function (GO): transmembrane transporter binding
Source: RefSeq, a predicted model, not a curated record